UCUCCUCUCCAGUAGCAAGAGCCAACUGCAGAGGAUCCGAUUCCCCCGUGCUCCCCCCGCAUCUCCCCGCACAUCUCCGGCGAUCCCCCGGCGCAUCUCCGGCGAUCCCCCGGCGCAUCUCCGGCGAUGGCUCGCCGCGGCGGCGGACAGACCUACGGGUUCCCGAUCUACUGCGCUUCGUGGCUGCCCUUGGCCCACAUCUUCCUCAGGCCCCCCUCCUCCGAGGACGACGCGCCGGUGGAUGCGGACGCGGACGCGCCGAAGUCGUCGGACUCCCCGGCUCCGCCUCCCAUGGCGGCGCUCGGGGGAGGCGGCGGGGAGGGCCGGAGCGGGGUGCCCAACGCGCUGGUUGUGGCUGCGCUCGACCCCGCCGGCGAGGCGCUCGACCCCGAGCCGGUGUUGAGGAUGGGGACGGAGGAACAGGUGCCGUAUAGGAUGGCCGUCCACCCGCGCGGCGACGGCGUCCUCUGCGCCUUCCCCAACGGCUGCAGGUUAUUUCGGUGGGAAUCACUGGAAGGAGAGAGACUGCAUAAUUUAUCUCUGAGAGCUGAUCAUGAGGCACUAACAGAGCUGAGUGAUGUUGGCUUACAGUUGGCUGUAUCAUUCAGUGGAGAAGGCUCAAUACUUGCGACUGGUGGUGAGGAUGGUCAUUUAAGGGUCUUCAAAUGGCCUUCCAUGGAUUCCGUUCUCGAAGAACCAGAUUCAAAAACAUCGGUGAAGGAUUUAAACUUCAGUCCCGAUGAACAUUUCCUUGCUGUGAAUAGAAGCAGUGGCCCAUGUAGAGUGUGGGACUUGAAGUCAUCAGAGGCUGUAGCUAAUCUGCCAAGAGAAGCAGGAGAAAUAUUUGGUUUCUGCAGAUUCUCGAAUCAGACUGACAGCAGUCAGAUUCUCUUUGUUACAGCGAUGCAAGGUGAUUAUGGGAAAAUAAUAUCUUGGAAUACAACCUCAUGGACAAGAAUUGGGUCAAAUAAAAUAACACGCGAGGCAAUUUCAGCAUUUGCUGUCUCCCCUGAUGGUACACUCAUAGCAAUUGGAACUAUUGAAGGAAGCAUUCUUGUACUAAGUUCAAAAAAUAUGCGGGUACUUGUAACAGUUAAAAAGGCACAUCUUGGCAUUAUUACUACGUUGGCAUUUUCUCAAGAUUCAAGGAUCUUGUUGUCAACUUCCUUUGACUCUACUGCUAGGGUGACAUCAAUUGGAUCACCAAAGAGUCGUGGUAUAAGUAUAUGGUCCAUGAUACUGGUCGUUCUUCUUGCAAUUUUGGCAUACUACUGUAUGCAGCAUAGAGAAGAUCUUUUAUCAAGGUUGCUACAUUGAGAUAUUUGUGCAGGCUCUGAUUCGUCACUUAAUUUAUCAUCAGAUAGUCUACCGGUGAUAUAUGUGAUAUCCUCCUGGAGGUCAUUUUUUGUCUUUAGAUCAAAAAGGAAAACUGUCCAAAUUUCUCAUCUCUGCUGACAGGGAAAGCUCCACUCUUUCUCCUUGUCGCACUUUGUAUAAAAAUGGCCAUGUUGUCAGAGUUUUGUAAAAUUAAUGGGCUCAUGUAAGUUAUAAUUCUCUCUGGUGGGAUUAUAAUGCCUUCUAGUUGACCUCGUGUGGUAAAUUUCUCAAGUAUAAUGUAGAAAUUUGAGACAAAUUUUAAUGUAACUUGAGCAAAACGGUGUGAGGAAUAAUGAUGGGAUGAGAUCUACCAGUUUUGCACCUUGCGGUAUAUAAUUAACCCUUGUUAUUAUGUUGUUCUG
Messenger RNA from Oryza brachyantha (malo sina), 1739 nucleotides. Its product is annotated as SEC12-like protein 2. The coding region runs from base 127 to 1317 and encodes 396 amino acids. Lineage: Eukaryota; Viridiplantae; Streptophyta; Magnoliopsida; Poales; Poaceae. Gene Ontology annotation, cellular component: endoplasmic reticulum membrane. Gene Ontology annotation, biological process: protein secretion. The transcript is spliced from 10 exons. Gene Ontology annotation, molecular function: GTPase activator activity; protein binding; guanyl-nucleotide exchange factor activity. The record is from RefSeq and is a predicted model, not a curated record.